AUCCCUCAAAAACUCCGCCCCGCGGACGCCAAGGCCCGCCUUUUUCUGAGGACGCAACCCGCCGCGCUGCCGGGCCCGGGCACACGCGUCGCACAAUGAACUGCGCCUGCGCCAGCAAACGCCCCGCCCCUCCUCCCCGGUCUUCUAUAAAGCCUCGAGCUUCUCCUCGCGAGAGAAUUCGUUCUCAUGCUCGCUGCAGGGGUCGGAGGUCAGAGCGAGCGUCUCGCGGGCGGUAGGAGGAAGAUGGCGGUGGAGUCGCGCGUUACCCAGGAGGAAAUUAAGAAGGAGCCGGAGAAACCGAUCGAUCGGGAGAAAACGUGCCCGCUGUUGCUGCGUGUUUUCACCACCAAUAACGGCCGCCACCACCGAAUGGACGAGUUUUCCCGCGGAAACGUACCGUCCAGCGAGCUACAGAUCUACACUUGGAUGGAUGCAACUUUGAAAGAGUUGACUAGUUUAGUAAAAGAAGUCUACCCAGAAGCUAGAAAGAAGGGCACACACUUCAAUUUUGCUAUUGUUUUUACAGAUCCUAAAAGGCCUGGCUAUCGAGUAAAGGAGAUUGGCAGCACCAUGUCUGGGAGGAAGGGGACUGAUGACUCCAUGACCCUGCAGUCGCAGAAGUUCCAAAUAGGAGACUAUCUGGACAUAGCAAUCACACCUCCAAAUCGGGCACCACCUCCUUCAGGGCGCAUGAGACCAUAUUAAAUUUUAUUUACUAUUUCUUGAAUUAUUUUUCAUUCAGUUAUGUAAAAUAAAUUCUUUUUCUUCCCCUCA
This is a messenger RNA of Neomonachus schauinslandi (Hawaiian monk seal), 774 nucleotides long. It is a transcript of the gene SAP18, whose product is annotated as Sin3A associated protein 18. The transcript has 4 exons. Gene Ontology annotation, biological process: negative regulation of DNA-templated transcription. Bases 187 to 705 code for a protein of 172 amino acids. Gene Ontology annotation, molecular function: transcription corepressor activity; transcription factor binding. Gene Ontology annotation, cellular component: nucleus. NCBI's taxonomy places the organism in Eukaryota, Metazoa, Chordata, Mammalia, Carnivora, Phocidae. The record is from RefSeq and is a predicted model, not a curated record.